AAUGGGGUGAACAAGAGAGGCAAAGGUGGCGCCACCAAACGUCAAACCAGCUCCAGUAGUUGGUAUGUAGAGGAGAAUCAACCAAUCAGUGAACCCCCUCAGAGUAAUCCAGCGGAACAAACCAAUGGGGAUAAAUAUGCCCUGAAAUCAUCUGGUUCCAUAGAUUCCUAUUCAAACCCGGAACCUGCGAAAAGGAAAAACAAAUCCACACCCACUGAAACCAUUCAGAACCCUGACAAUGAAUAUAAUUAUGGUAAAGAAAAUGUUCAUGAGGCCACCCCCGUUUAUGAUACCCCUAAAACAAGCAAUUAUGACAGCCCUGUAUAUAGUGACGCCGAUAUGAGAUAUGAGACCCACUCAUCAUCUUCGACGCACCGUGUUGAAUCUACGCAUUAUGUGACAAAUCAUUAUGAUGAUGAAGAGGGGACUUAUGCAAACAUCCAACUAACUAAAGGAGCAGGGGUAGCUGUGAGAGCAAUAUUCGACUACUACAGUCAAGAGGAGGACGAACUUACAUUAAAAGAAGGUAAAACUAAACUAUUAAUUAGUUGUAAAAGAUUUCCUUUGUGAAAAUAACUUUCUUUUCUGCACAUUUGCAUGUUGUGUGUCUGGUAUUAUAACUUCUUUGUGGCAUGUUACUAACAUAAACUGACAUAUUUCCAUGAUGCAUGUUUACUAUCCCAAUAUAUUUAACUCGAGAUAUGUGACUGAAAGUGAUCAGGGAGAUAUUGUACAGUACUGUAACAGGCCCAUAGCCAGCUUUUG
Owenia fusiformis is the source of this 765-nucleotide messenger RNA. The record is from the annotation of a GenBank genome assembly. NCBI's taxonomy places the organism in Eukaryota, Metazoa, Annelida, Polychaeta, Sabellida, Oweniidae.